Macrosiphum euphorbiae (potato aphid) is the source of this 2520-nucleotide messenger RNA. The record is from the annotation of a GenBank genome assembly. Lineage: Eukaryota; Metazoa; Arthropoda; Insecta; Hemiptera; Aphididae.
AUGAGCGAUUUCUCCGUGCGCAUCUAUACAAAGACCAUGGCAGCAACCGCCAUGCGCCGCAACUGUUGUUGCUGGAAGCGCGUCAGGAUGUUACUCGUGUGUUCUGUCAUCCUGUUUGUCCUGGUCAACGUGAUACUGACUUUGCUCACCACUAACCGCCAAACUGCCGAUUCUGCCACUUCUGCAGCAGCUAUCGGUUACAACAGCAGUAGUAAAUGGGUUCAAGGCGAUACAGCAAAGUACAUAUCUAUAGAGGUGCUGUCUAGUAAAAACCGCGUGAGGAUAUGUGUGGACGAUGCAACGGUGAUUGAUGAUAGUGAUCCAUUAAACAAUAGAGGCAUGCAUGUUGUAGUCCUGAAUCAACACACUGGUAUGGUGAUGGCUCAACGGGUAUUUGAUACAUAUAUGGAUGAUGAACCACUCAUUAGUUUUUUGCAUCGUGUGUCCUCUGGCCGUAUAAUGAUAUUUGCUGUUAAAGAUGAGGCAUCAUUCCACCUCACCAACGAAGGUAGGCGUGCUAUGCAAAUGCAUACUGGUGCAAGCGGUGCUAGUGCUAGUAGAAGUGGAUCUGGAUCUGCUGCAGGUGGAUCAUUGUGGCUUUCUGAGCUUGGUUGGCGUGAUAUGUGGGCAAUGGUAGCUAAACAUCAUAACAAUGAUCCAGAAGGAGAAAGAAAUGUUGAUGGUAUUGGUGGUCGUGUAUACGGAGAGAGCUAUAACAGUAACCCGAGCUUGGUCUUACAGCAUAAUAGUAAGAGUGCGCCAGCUAUAUCUUCUUGGGGCACUGAUGUUUUACUGCGCGUACAAGUUCCACUUGAUGUAAAUCGUAGUCAUAACAAUCAAAAUGACGAGUGGUGUGAUUCAUGGAUAACGGCUGGUGCUUUUGAAGAUAACAACGAUGAUGGUGGUGAUUUUGUGGACAGUGGUUCCAUUAUUGAUGAUGAUAUUAUAGUUGAAUCACCACUGGCACGACGGCAACGAUUCUGUAGCCGUAUCGAGGGGUAUGGUGAUGUAUGUAGCUGUGUACAUCCUGCUCCUCUAGACUUCCAUCCAAUGCCUAUACCAGAUUCAAAUAUUGACCGAGUGCCUGUGGUAAUAGUAGCUGGUAAUCGAGCCGACUAUCUUUACAGGACAAUAAAAUCUGUGCUGAAUGCUCGAGGCGUUCAACGACAUAUGGUUACUGUUCAUGUGGACGGAUAUUACGACGAACCAGUUGAAGUAGCUCGGCUGUUGGGUGUGAGGGCUGUACAACAUAUGCCUGCUGUAGACGAUUCGGUCAAUGGAGUUGGUGGAGGGCAAAUUGCAAGCAAUACUAAUUCACGUCGCCGUCGAGUUACACAGCAUUACAAAUCAGCGUUAACAAACACAUUUGGUUCACUGUUCCCGCAGGCUGAUUAUGCUAUUGUGUUGGAAGACGACCUUGAUGUUUCUGUUGACUUUUUUAGUUUCUUCAGUCAGACUCUUCCACUGUUGGCAGUACCUGAUGACUCUACAGAUGGGGGUAGUGGUUCUGGAUCGCUGUACUGUGUUUCUGCCUGGAAUGACCAGGGAUAUGAGCACACUGCUAGUCGACCAGAUGUUUUAUACCGUGUCGAUUGGAUGCCAGGAUUAGGAUGGAUGCUUAAAAGGUCCUUGUACAAGGACCAACUAGAAUCAGAAUGGCCAACAGUAGAGAAACCCUGGGAUUGGGAUAUGUGGAUGCGAUCAACCAAAGUGCAACGUGGUAGACAAUGUAUAGUACCAGAAGUCAGCAGAACAUUUCAUUUUGGAUCAUCUCGUUCUGUUAAUGUGAAUCCAUACUUUCAACGUACAUACUUUGGUCGUCAUGCAUUCUAUAACCCUUAUGCUGCUACAAAUGGGGCAAAUGCUGGAUCUCAUAGUGGUGGAACUGGAGGAGAAUAUGACGAUAGAGGAGGUCUGAUUCGUUUCAAAAACAUUGACAAGAUGACCCGAAUAACAUACCUUGUGUGGAUGGAACGUAGGAUCAUGACAGAAGGCCAACUGUUAGAUCAUAGUAGGUGGCCAUGCCGAAAAAAACAGUGGAAUAACGAAGGAAGCAAACAUAAUGAUAACAGAGGAGUGCAUGAUGCAGGAAACAGAAACUAUUAUCAAUCAGACGAAGAAUUUUUUGUUAUUGAUGAAAUGAAGAAUAAUGACAAUACAAUUAGAUCUAAGAAAUUAUUUGUAUUAUACAUAAAAAUGGAAGAUCCAUCUGGAGGCAAUAGAAAUGCAGCAAAUGUUGCUUGGAUUCCUUUGGCAAAGUGCCUAGGCAUAUGGGACCUAGACAUUAGAGGGCAUUACAAGGGAAUGUGGCGGCUAUAUCUUAAUACUGAUAAUCAAAGUGACGGAACAAAUGCAGAUGAAGAAGGAAUUCCAACACAUAUUAAAAGCGGUUCAGAAUUAUUUAUCAUCAGUUGCCCAUUUUCACACUUUUGCAAAUUCAAGCCGAUGAAUGUGACUGCUUUAUGGUACAAUAGUAUUGGUGUUGGUGAAGAUGACGAUGGUGGAGAUGAUAUGCUGUAG